This is a messenger RNA of Ilex paraguariensis (yerba mate), 1258 nucleotides long. NCBI's taxonomy places the organism in Eukaryota, Viridiplantae, Streptophyta, Magnoliopsida, Aquifoliales, Aquifoliaceae. The record is from the annotation of a GenBank genome assembly.
ACAGUUGAAUUAAGAACGGAGUAGACGAAGAGCGGCAAAGCCGGCCUGUGAUUUCGAAACGCCAUCAAAAUAGAAAUAUACCCACGAACAUGUUCCUUCGAUUUCUCAUAUACUCGUGUUUUGUCUUCUCUUAAGUCCACGCUCCACAGACGACCCUUUGUUUCUCUCUCUUCAGAACCUUUGAUCGCGAUGAAGAACAGAGGGAGGAACAAGUUGUUCAUGUGUUUCAGACCGGUCGCCCUCGAAGAAGAUGAUUUGGUGAAUCCAAACCGUAAAGGCGGCUCAGAGGGUCCGGUUCUGACGUAUAUAGCGGUCGGAGGAGGGAACAGAGAGGGGGUUGUGAUUCCGAAGAUUUUGACUUCUAUGUCUGAAGAGAAGUUGGAGGAAUCGGCGGACGGAUAUGUCGGCGGUGACGGACAUCGUCGUACGAAGAAAAGGUUUCACCGGAGUCUUUCUCGCGUGCUUAAAGCCGUACUGUUCGACACAUCGUUGGCUACGGAGGUUCGCAACAAAAAGUUGAGGAAAAACUCAUUUCGAUCCAACAGCAACCUAUCUUCAAAGAUGGAGAAGGUUUCAAACUCAAUAAACAAAAACCCAUCGUCUAAAGAAUCGUCACGGUCCGACGAAUUGCUUGGAGUGGAUUCAAUCCUUUCUUCUUCUCUGUAUUCAUCAUCUACAAUACCUUCAUCUUCAUUGUCAUCUUGGUGUUCUUCUUCCAUAACUUCGAAUUCAAGGCCCUUCUCAGAAAUCAAAGGAUCGUCCCGAGCAAAUUCAGUUGAUUUGAAACAAGGGUAUAAACAAUCUUCAACUACCAAAAACGCCAGAGGUGGCUAUUACAGUUCAAGUAUUGGACUGUGUUGGCUUCUUGUAUGCUUGUUGGUUUUGAUUUUCUGGGGAAAGAUUUGUGCUAUAAUUUGUACAUCAAUAUCGCUUUUCUUGGCUCCCCAGCGGAGCGGUGGCGUUCACUUGCCGGCAAAUGAAAUUGACUUGCCGGACAUCGACUCAGAGGAGCACAAGAAGAAGGUCAUCAUGGAAGGACUUUUGAAGAGAAACCGUAACCGGGUUCGAUAGCAAUAACUCUGCUGUUUUUGUUUCCUUCUCCACAUUGUUUAAAGGGAGCAAAUCAAAUUUUCCCCUUGUUGUUUACUGUAGUUUUUCCUCUUGCAACUAUAAGUUGUACAAACGUGUUUCUCAGUUGCACCACAUUUGAGUUGGAUUUGUUAUUGUUACUAUUUACUUUUAAUACAUUUAAUGUGUA